UUUUACCGCUACAGCUUUUCUCUUUUUCUUUGUUUCAAAAUAAUAAUAAGAAAAAAAAAACCUGAGAUCCGACUCUGCCUCUUCCCGCACAAAAAUGCGCGUACUUGAAUCUCUGUCUCUCGAAUAGUUGAACACAAAAAGAAUCAAAAUCGAAACAAAAAGUUGUAGGCAUGUCGAGGAGGCCAGUGAAUUCCUCUAGACGAUACGGAGACGCCGGUGGGGGAGCUGCUCUCUUUUCGUAUUCCAAAUCUCGCUCUCCUCCUUUUAUCUCCAUUCUUCUCAUUGUCCUGGGUGCAUUGCUUAUUGUUGCGUAUUUUCAUAGUGGCUCAGGUCGAUCCGGAGGCAUAAAGGAACCUGUUACAAGAGUUGAAGGUGACUUUUCCUGCACAUUUGAGGUUCAACGGACUAUUCCUAUUUUGAAGAAAGCAUAUGGUGACAGCAUGCAUAAGGUUUUGCAUGUUGGUCCUGAUACUUGUUCAGUGGUUUCAAAUUUGUUAAAAGAAGAAGAAACUGAAGCUUGGGGUGUGGAGCCGUAUGACAUUGAGGAUGCUGAUACUAACUGCAAAGGACUAGUGCAUAAUGGCAUUGUGCGUGUGUCUGACAUCAAAUUUCCUCUUCCAUACAGGCCGAAAUCGUUCCCUCUUGUAAUUGUUUCGGAUGCAUUAGAUUAUUUGUCUCCAAGAUAUCUCAACAAGACACUUCCAGAUUUUGCAAGGGUAUCGGCUGAUGGAGUUGUCGUAUUUACAGGUCAGCGGAAAGCUAAAGCUGCAGAAGUGUCCAAAUAUGGAAGGGCGGCUAAACUGAGGAGCUCGUCUUGGUGGGCACGAUAUUUUGUCCAGACUAGCUUGGAAGAAAACGAAGUUGCCAGCAAGAAGUUCAGUCAGGCUGCAGAAAAGAACUCAUAUAAGCCCAGUUGCCAAAUUUUUCACCUAAGGUCAUACCACUGAUUUGUUUACAUGGAGUUCCAUAGUGCAGCUUAUUAAAUGUUCAGUAGCAUAGUUUAAAUCUUGGUAUAAAAUGUUUACUUUGCUUUCAUUAGCCUACUUUUGAAUUUCAUCCAGUAUAUGAUGUAUUCUUUUAUUGAUAUUAUUGUGAGUCAAAACAUUUCUCCGAUACAUCAUAUCCUUUUGCUCUAUUGGUAUAUAUAUCUUUUUUGGGUAUAAAAGAGGCUGCAAUUUGGGAAGGAGUUACAGAUGACUGUAUUAAUCAACUAAAAUAAUCUCCAGGUUAUGCUCCACUAAUAAUUGCAACUAAGGUUCUUGCGAAUCACUUGUGAAAGCAAUUGUGGGUCUAGUUGGGUAACCCAUGAUAAAACCUGCGACCCAACCUGAUCCAUUGUUGACCCUUGAGUAGCAAAUCAACCCGAUCCACGCUAAGUUUCCAAUUAAUAAAUAUUUUUUUUAGUGAAAUCAGGCAAUUUAUUUGAAAUAAUUUUAUUUAAACAAAUGUGUAAAACAUAACUUAUACUGUUCCAUUU
This is a messenger RNA of Durio zibethinus, 1477 nucleotides long. The record is from RefSeq and is a predicted model, not a curated record. Lineage: Eukaryota; Viridiplantae; Streptophyta; Magnoliopsida; Malvales; Malvaceae.